Molecule: messenger RNA, 946 nt
Organism: Pseudogymnoascus verrucosus
Lineage: Eukaryota; Fungi; Ascomycota; Leotiomycetes; Thelebolales; Thelebolaceae
Exons: 2
Coding region: 295-675 (126 amino acids)
Source: RefSeq, a predicted model, not a curated record
CAUCGCCGAGACGAAGACUCAAGAUGGCGGGCGGGUUGUUUCAAUGUAGUCACGUGCCAAGACACGGGAACUGGAUUAGGAAUAGCGCACCGCCACGCAGCGCCAUCGGUGAGGUUCCGAGCAUUGGCAUCGACCCUCAAGCAAUUUCUACCGCAAGUAAGCUACAUGCCGCAAAAGCCUCCCGCGUCUUGGAAGAAAGAAAGGAGGAAAAUGAGAAAAAAGACACCCCUAAACACUCCUAAACACUGCUAAAUAUACUGCUAGACAGCACUAAAUCUCACGUGGACAGCGCCAAUGUGGAGUGUGUCAGCAUAUUUUCUGUCAAGAUCGGCGAAAGGAUUCCCGCUAUUGUCGCUAUUUGUCGCCAUUUCCUCCAUCUCUUCUAUUUCCCCCACUCUAUCUCCUCGGAGGCAUGUUCUAGACACCGACGCGGCUAGCAUGCACGCGACUACCGCCGCCACCGAUGCACCACUGCUGCAUGAAGAUGAUGCUACUGGGCGUACUGUCUACUUAGUAGGCCCGAUUCAAUUGCCUCCCUUCCUCCCACCACACCUAUUCCGCUCUUACGCCCAUGUCGAUCUCACCUUUCCCUUGACUGAAGGUGGGGGAUGCCUGCCAAAACCAGAAAAGCCAGCAAAACAUGCCAGGGAUCCCCUCACUUCGACCAAACACUGACAAACCCAACGGCGGCGUCCCCGUCAAUCUCUCUCCCGACCUCGGCCAAUCCAAGUCGAACAUCACCAACCUCAUCCAAUCCUGACGCCGUAUCUCAGCUUCCUCACAGCUUCCCCUGCACCGUGACGCACCAUCGCGCACCGUCGCGCACGGUAAACGCACUAUAUCGAAGCCGCCACGCUGUCAUAGCGCUGAAUUGCCGUUGGAGAUGAUGUGGAUCCGCUUUGCGCCACGUCUUGGCUAUAUAGGUUUCUCGUUUUCUCGUCAGAUG